AUGGGACCGUAUCAUACAUGGAAAAAGGAGUUCAUGUUGGAUCGAUGUUGUAACGAAAAGCGACUAUCUCAAAGAGGAUACGGUAACGUGGUCCCCAGCACGGACGUUGGCAAACUGGUCUGUAUAGCAUACUGUGUGAUUGGAAUCCCAUUGAUAUUCCUAGUACUCUCCAAUAAUGGUCAAUUCGUUGUUGAUGCUUACUGGAUCAUACGGAGAAGCUGCGGAAGCAAGGAAAAUGUCGUCUCCAAAGGGCCUGCCUCUAUGGCUGUCUGUUAUGCUGCUCUGCUUGCACUCACUUCUAGGAGGCCUUAUCUUCAGCACUCUGAUGGUCUAGAUCCGAUCUUUGAUGCUGUAAUAUGCUGUUUCAUCUCAGUGUCCACGAUUGGCUAUGGUGACUUGGUUCCCGUUCCAGAUACAUGGGGCCAUACCGUGGCAAUUAUAGCGUUCCUCUCAGCAGGAGUAGUUAUUCUUUCAACUUUAUUCGAGAGAUUUGGAUGUUAUCUGCAGUAUGUACACUACAUUGGACAGUAA
Ostertagia ostertagi is the source of this 531-nucleotide messenger RNA. The record is from the annotation of a GenBank genome assembly. Lineage: Eukaryota; Metazoa; Nematoda; Chromadorea; Rhabditida; Trichostrongylidae.